Messenger RNA from Carassius auratus (goldfish), 1046 nucleotides. Its product is annotated as SH3 and multiple ankyrin repeat domains protein 2-like. NCBI's taxonomy places the organism in Eukaryota, Metazoa, Chordata, Actinopteri, Cypriniformes, Cyprinidae. The record is from RefSeq and is a predicted model, not a curated record. The coding region runs from base 32 to 730 and encodes 232 amino acids. Gene Ontology annotation, cellular component: postsynaptic membrane; dendritic spine; postsynaptic density. Gene Ontology annotation, molecular function: synaptic receptor adaptor activity; ionotropic glutamate receptor binding. The transcript has 6 exons.
UCCCCGUGCCAACAGGGAUGCAUACUCUGGCAUGGACACUCCAGGGUCCAAACGCAAGCUUUACAGUGCUGUGCCAGGACGACACUAUGUGGUGGUCAAGUCUUACCAACCACAGGGCGAGGGAGAAAUCGCUUUGUAUAAGAACGACAGGGUCAAAGUUCUCAGUAUUGGAGAAGGUGGAUUCUGGGAAGGCAGUGCCCGAGGGAAUGUAGGCUGGUUCCCAGCCGAAUGCGUGGAAGAGAUCCCAAGCAAACCCAACGAGGACAGGCCCUAUGCCCGGGCAGACCGAUCGGAGAGAAGGAAGCUCUUUCGACACUACACUGUGGGAUCUUAUGACAGUUUUGAUGCAUCAAGCGACUGCGUUAUCAACGAAAAGACGGUCGUGCUGCAGAAGAAGGAUAACGAGGGAUUCGGGUUCGUGUUGAGAGGGGCGAAAGCGGAUACUCCCAUUGAGGAGUUCACUCCGACCCCGGCGUUCCCUGCUUUGCAGUAUCUGGAGUCUGUGGAUGAGGGAGGGGUGGCAUGGAAAGCUGGCUUGAGGACUGGAGACUUCCUCAUCGAGGUGAACCAGGACAAUGUCGUCAAAGUGGGCCACAAACAAGUGGUCAACAUGAUCCGUCACGGUGGCAACCACUUAAUCAUCAAAGUGGUGACGGUCAGUCGAAAUCUAGACCCUGAUGACACGGCUCGAAAGAAAGGUAAACGUCUUGAUUUAUUCAGGAUUUCUUGACCAUCUGGGCUAUAAUGGAACAUGUUAAUCGUAUGAUUGAAAAUUACGCAAACAAAACUCCUUUCAUGUAAUUCUAACCAUUGCUUUCCCAUAAUGCUAAUAGUACUAGUUUUUUAUUUUACUAACACUACUAAUUUAGUUCUUUUGAGUCCUCCUCUCUCAUUUAUUAUUUAAAAUGAGAAUGGGCAAACCUCGGCAUGAGUUAAUGUUGUAUACAAUGCUUCCCCAUGGGGAUGCUACAGCCCAUGGCUAAGCAUCUACUGUACCUGCUGUGUGUUAUUUUUAUUUUUUUUUGGUUUUUGCUAUAGCGGCCACC